Messenger RNA from Emys orbicularis (European pond turtle), 573 nucleotides. Its product is annotated as claw keratin-like. Bases 1 to 573 code for a protein of 190 amino acids. Gene Ontology annotation, molecular function: structural constituent of cytoskeleton. Lineage: Eukaryota; Metazoa; Chordata; Testudines; Emydidae. The transcript has a single exon. The record is from RefSeq and is a predicted model, not a curated record. Gene Ontology annotation, cellular component: intermediate filament.
AUGUCUUGCUCCAGCCUGUGCUAUCCAGAAUGCGGGGUGGCCCGUCCCAGUCCAGUUUCUGGCAGCUGCAAUGAGCCGUGUGUUAGGCAGUGCCCUGACUCUGAAGUGGUCAUCAGACCAUCACCAGUGGUCGUGACCCUCCCAGGACCAAUUCUCAGCACUUUCCCACAGCAGAGUGGCGUGGGAGCCGUAGGAGCACCUGUUAUUGGAGCUGGCUACGGGGGCUCAUUCGGUUUGGGGGGACUGUACGGCUCUGGAGGCCAUUAUGGAGGAUUGUAUGGUUUAGGGGGAUUCGGUGGUUAUGGGAGCCAUUAUGGUUAUGGGGGAUUGGGUGGUUACGGGGGAGGUUAUGGGGGACUGUGUGGUUACGGGGGAGGUUACGGUUAUGGGGGAUUAGGUGGUUAUGGGGGAUUGGGUAGAUAUGGGGGAUUGUGUGGUUACGGGGGAGGUUAUGGGGGACUGUGUGGUUACGGGGGAGGUUACGGUUAUGGGGGAUUAGGUGGUUAUGGGGGAUUAUGCGGUUACGGGGGAUAUGGCCGUAGGUAUCGCGGUGGAUACUGUGGGCCAUGUUAA